Artibeus jamaicensis (Jamaican fruit-eating bat) is the source of this 1056-nucleotide messenger RNA. Its product is annotated as translation initiation factor IF-2-like. The record is from RefSeq and is a predicted model, not a curated record. The coding region runs from base 1 to 1056 and encodes 351 amino acids. Lineage: Eukaryota; Metazoa; Chordata; Mammalia; Chiroptera; Phyllostomidae. The transcript is spliced from 2 exons.
AUGGCCGCCCAAUGUCGGCUGGUCCAAGGUGCGGCCAGCAAGCGCGGGGCCAGGAGGAGGGGCCGCCUGGCUGCGAUGCCGCCUUGGCCACUAGGUCCUCUGCGGGACACUUGUCACACCCAGAGCUGGGCGGCGGCGCCCUGCAGCUCGCCGCCCGAGUCCACUGAGGCCAACCCACCGCCCAGGCUGGGGACCCGGGCCUCGCCGCACUCCCCUUCCCCUCCUCGGGCUUCCCCCUUCCUCUCCUCCCGCUCGGGGAGCCGAGUCCCGACAGCCCGGGAGCCCCGGCUGAUUUCCUCCUCCUCCCGCCCGGCGGGCGCAGAGAGGCCGCCCCUGCGGCCGCUCCGCACACCUCCCCGCCCCCCGCCCCGCUCGGGGGGCAACGCCGGGCUCCGGGCGGCCCGGGCCCCGCCAGGCCCCGCACUCACCCUAACGGCGCUGCCGCAUGCGGGGCGCCCGCGGCCCGCGUCCGCUGCAGGCUCGGGUCCGAGGGGCGCGGGCAGCCGGGCGCCGGGUCGGGCCGCUGGGUCGGGAUCCCGCUGCCGCCGCGCCCUCGGGGCCGGUCACAUCCCGGCUCUGCAGCGGCCCCUGGUCCCGGAGGCGGCUCUUUGGGGCCGCGGCUCCCUCCUCCCCGCCCCCGCCCCGCGGGGACGCCCCCCCUCUGACGUCGACGCCGCCGAUCGGCCCGCCCGCCGCCCCCCGCCGAGGGUCUCCAGGGUCCCCGGGCCCCGCGGCCCCGCCGGCCGCGCCCGGCUGGGAGCCCGCGCGGUGCGGCUCGCGGGGCGGGAAGAGCCGGCCAGAGGCCCGGCCGCGCCGCGCGGCUCCCACCCGAGGCUCGACAGCCAGGACGGCGGGACCGGGGCGCGGAUCCGGCCCGCACGCACCCGCGACCCAGCGGCGCACGCGGCGCACGGGGCGCCCGGGGCGCACGCGGUUUCCUGGCCGGGCGCUCGCCGUCCGACCCGCGCGCCGUCGGCCGACCACGCCCGGCACAUUCUCACACCUCCGCGCUCCGGUUCCGAGCACCGCGGCGACGCCAGCGGCGGCCCGGGAUGA